Aureobasidium subglaciale EXF-2481 is the source of this 568-nucleotide messenger RNA. RefSeq lists its product as uncharacterized. The record is from RefSeq and is a predicted model, not a curated record. Lineage: Eukaryota; Fungi; Ascomycota; Dothideomycetes; Dothideales; Saccotheciaceae. Bases 105 to 407 code for a protein of 100 amino acids. The transcript has 3 exons.
AAUGGUCUUUUUUAUAGUUCGAUAUCCAGUGCGCUUUUUUCCUCAAGAUGCAACAUGUCCCUUGACGCUGAUCUGGAAAGUGAGGGAGCAAUACAUCGAUUCGCAUGGUUCGUAGAGAACAGGACUGUGUCGGUCGUGUUGGGAGUCGACUGGGAGUACAGGGUUGUCGAUAUCGAAAGAAUCGCGUGUAUGGGCAGCUGAUGGAGAAGAAGAGUCUCACGACUUUCCAGAGCGUCAGCUAUCAUCCUCUACAUGCAGACUGCCUGACCAAACAUCAAGCACCUCCCAGCUCUCCUAUAAAUACCUCCAUCUCCUCGCAAUUCUCCUUCUUUCUCUCAUCCCUACCUUCCUCUUCCGCAAUUCCUAACUACUUCUCUCUCGCCCCAUUGCUUUCUACUGGUCUGUGACUGGGGCGACAUGAAUAGAAACAAGAGCAAACGAGUAUCACGCAGGAUGAAUGCAAGGCCGAUUGAGGCCUACCACUCUCAGCACGAUGAGAAAAAUAGCGAGGGUCGCUCCCUCCGAAACUCGAGAAGAAGAAAUCGUCGGGACAAUUUGGGAAAUCGAG